Messenger RNA from Ostrea edulis (European flat oyster), 3100 nucleotides. Its product is annotated as SWI/SNF-related matrix-associated actin-dependent regulator of chromatin subfamily A-like protein 1. Gene Ontology annotation, molecular function: ATP binding; ATP-dependent chromatin remodeler activity. Gene Ontology annotation, cellular component: nuclear replication fork. NCBI's taxonomy places the organism in Eukaryota, Metazoa, Mollusca, Bivalvia, Ostreida, Ostreidae. The transcript is spliced from 18 exons. The coding region runs from base 301 to 3018 and encodes 905 amino acids. Gene Ontology annotation, biological process: replication fork processing; DNA repair. The record is from RefSeq and is a predicted model, not a curated record.
GGUCUGUGUCACUGACACUGUGUGACUUGUAAGGUAUAAAUUUAUAAAAUUUUAUGACCCAUCACCAUUAAGUGUGCUCGUACAUGUAUGAGAGAGAUUGGAAUAAGGGAUUGACAGUGUUAUAAGUGUAACGGGAACCAGAUUAAAUAUGUAUCUGGUCCAGUUACCCCAGGUUUGAUAUUUGGAUUCCUUGAUUAUGUUCAACGCCUCAAUAAAGACAAAGAUUGCUGAUAAUCGAAAUGUGUUUAUGAAGUGAAAGGAACCUCAAUCCUGUCCAUUUCUGCUGGGUGUUCGCAGAAUAUGUCAUCAUUAACACAAGAACAAAGACAAAGAAUUGAGGAGAAUAAAAGGAAAGCAUUGGCAAAGAGGACACAGAGGCAGAGUCCUAUAAAAUGCAGUUCUCAAGACCAAAGACAACGCAUUGAAGAAAACAGACAGAAGGCUCUUGCUCUUCGAGCUGAAAAACAGAGCCCUACAAAAGUUAGUACAUCUGUGAAUGUCAAUCUAUUGGCUGCGCAAGGAGUUAAUGAGGCUGUGGGCUGUUCUCAUUCCUCCAAUACUUUCUACAGCAAACAAUCUGACAUCCUCUGUUCUUUAAAGCAAAGAAUGGUGUCUUCUUGUAGUGGUCCAUCUGCAACUGGCUCUAACAGGAACACUGUGAACAAUACGAUUUCAAGCAAUUCAUGUAGUAAUUUAUCAAGAACUAAUGCUGGUGACUCAAAUAAUAAAAAGACAAACGUUUUAAGCACAGGGCCAGUAAAUAAAUUUCAGAAAUGGUCAACUCAGCCCAGUUAUCUUAAACAAGGGCGACAACAGUCCAAUAAAGAUUCAGAGGCGAAUUUAGCCAAGAUUGCAGAUUCCAUAGCAACCUCUGGAGGCCCACCCCAGAGCACCCUCGGAGGAGGCACAACAGCAAAAUGUCUGCUGAUCUCCAGGGAGAGAUUUGAAGUCAGUGCAGGGUAUUACCCUCCCAUCGUUGAUUUGUUUAAAUCCAUGACAACCAAAAAAUAUGAUGCAGUUACAAAGAAGUGGUCAUUUAGAUUAGAGGAAUAUCAGAAAUUAGUGUCGGCUAUGAGAGGCAUGAGUCCACAAGUACGGCUGGUUCCCCUCCCACAACCAAUUCUAUCCACAUUCCAACAACAGUUAAAAGGAAACUACCCUGACAAGGAAAUCCCAACAGCUGAUCUAAGUCAUCUAGACCAGAAUCUGGUCAACUAUUUACUGCCAUUUCAGAGGGAGGGAGUCAGUUAUGGUAUCCACAAGCAAGGGCGGGUUCUGAUAGCAGACGACAUGGGUCUGGGUAAAACGAUUCAGGCAAUUUGUUUGGCCUGUUACUAUAGAGACGAGUGGCCGUUCCUCAUCGUUGUGCCGUCCUCAGUUAGAUUUGACUGGGCACAGCAACUUCAGCGCUGGGUGCCAAGUCUAGAUUCACAGGAAGUGUUUGUUGCCAUGACAGGGAAGUGUGAUUUAUCAGGUCACAAGGUCUGUAUCCUUAGUUACGACCUCAUGACCAGGAAGUCCAAGGAACUCCUGCAGAAGAACUUCAAUGUAGUCAUCAUGGAUGAAUGCCAUUUCUUGAAGAAUUUUAAAACAGCAAGAUGCAAAGCCGCUAUGCCAAUUCUUAAGUCUUCCAAGCGAGUGAUUUUAUUGAGUGGAACCCCUGCCCUGUCCAGACCCCAGGAACUCUACACUCAGAUUUGUGCUGUUAAACCCUACAUGUUCCAGUAUCAGGAGUUUGGGGUCCGGUAUUGUGAUGGAAAAAAGAAUGCGUGGGGCUGGGACUUCUCAGGAUCCUCUAACAUGGCAGAACUACAGAUCCUGCUGGAGGAGAGUAUAAUGAUCAGGAGACUGAAGAAAGAUGUGAUAACUCAACUUCCAGCCAAAGUGAGACAGAUGAUAUUGUUAGACCCUGGUUCAGUGAAGACAACAAAGCAAAUGGAACAGCAGAGCAAAACCAUGGAACUCAAGUCUCUCAAGGGGAUGGAAAGAAGAGGUGCUUUACUGGAAUAUUUCCACCAUACUGGGGCAGCAAAAGUAAAAGCUGUCAAGGACUAUGUGUUGGACUUGCUGGAUUCAGACAAGAAAUUCCUCAUUUUUGCCCAUCACCAGGAAGUACUAAAUGCCAUUGAAACUGCUGUUCAAUCAAAGAUUCUUGAACAAGUUAUUGUAAAACGAAUCGAACCUCAUCUGGAGAUGCAUCAACUGCAUGACAUUUUUCAGUCCGCGUACAGAACGGGACACUCUACAGAAACUGCACUAAUGAAGAUUGAGAAAGGUUAUAUAAGGAUUGAUGGGAAAACCUCGCCUGAACAACGUACUUUUUUCUGUACGAAAUUCCAGACCAGUGAUUUGAUCCGAGUGGCGAUAUUGUCUAUCUGUGCUGCCAAUGCUGGUUUGAAUUUGUCAGCUGCCAGUCUGGUGGUGUUUGGUGAACUUUUCUGGAACCCUGGGAUUCUGGUUCAGGCUGAGGACAGAGCUCACAGGAUGGGACAGAGAGACAUGGUCAGUGUCCACUACCUAGUGGCCAGAGGAACAGCUGAUGACCAUGUCUGGCCACUUGUCCAGAAGAAAUUAGAGGUGUUAAGUAAGGCUGGACUCAGUAAAGAGGACUUUUCUGCUGCAGACACCAAAGUUGUAAAAGAUUCCAGGCAAAAAGAUUUAACACAGUACUUUGAAGAAAGUUUUAUGGAGGACAGUGUUGCUGAUAUGUCAUUUAAAGACAACCAAUCAAAGACAACCGAUCUACCAAUGGCCAAUGAGACCUCAGAAGCUGAACAGAAAGUGACCAAUCGAAAUGUUCUAAAUUCUAGAUUGUCUGUGAAACCAGUGAAACCUAAAGCAGAACAGACAUUAUUUAACUACUUUGGUGCUAAAAAAGAUGCUUCAUCUUCCAAACUGGAAGGGACCAGUGGUUCUACAGAUAGUGAGCUAGCCCAGAUCAAUGAAGGCGAUUUGUUCGAUGAUGACGAGUGGUUGAGGGAAAUGGACGAGCCUCAGAUUAAGAAACUGAAAUGUUGAUCUGAAAUAUUUGUAUCGCAUGUAUGUUAUAUGUACAUUUUGCUCAUACUCUACAAAUUGAUGAAAAUGUGUUGGAAAAAUU